AUGGCGCUCCUCCUUGUCGCUCCCCGUUGCUGUCGAGGGAAAGUGAGAAGAGAUAGGGACGAGUUUUUGGAAUACUCAAAGGAAGAGCACUCACGCUACCAAAUUUCAAAAGAAAAGGGAAAAAUAUUGAUACAGAGAUUUAGCUUCUUAAAACAAGGUUUCAGCAGCGUGAGAGACAAUACAAAGCAGGAAAUGAGCUUGUUUGAGAUGUCAGGGGAAGUUGGCAUAGAAUCAGAAUUUUGGGGAAGUGCAGAUAAUUACACGUCACAUCAAGAGAACCCUUUCAUCUCACUCCUCACAAUCAACCGUUCGUUUAAUCUCUGGAAGGAAAGAACUGGUAACUCACCAUGGACUCUACGGUACUCUGGUAUGUACCGGGCUUCUGCUCAGCGGGGACCUCCUGCUCAGCAGAGACCUCCUGCUGAGCGAGCACCUCUUGCUCAGCGGGCUCCUCCUGCUAAGCGGGCACCUCCUGCUCAGCUAGCACCCUCGACGACUUUUCCUCCUGCUGCUCAGCGGGCUCUUCCUGCUAAGCAGGCUAUUUCUGAUCAGUGGAAACCUCCUGUUCAGCGGCCUCCUCCUGCUCAGCGGACUCUUCCAGCUCAUCGGAGACCUCCCGCUCAGCGGCCUCCUCCUGCUCAGCGGACUCUUCCAGCUCUGCGGGUACCUCCUGCUCAGCGGGGAACUCCUGCUAAGCGGGCACCUCCUCCUGGUCAGCGGGCGCCUCCUCCUGCUCAGCGGGCAUCUCCUCCUGCUCAGCGGGCACCUCCUCUUGCUCAGCGGGCACCUCCUCCUCCUAAGCGGGCUCCUCCUGCUCAGCGGGGACCUGCUCAGCAGAUACCUCUUGCUCAGUGGGCUCCUCCAGAUCAGCGAGCACCUCCUGCUCAGCGGUCCAGUUCAGCGGGCACCUCCUGCUCAGCGAGCUCUUACUGUUCAGAGGGCUCUUCCUGCUCAACGGGCUCCUAA
Penaeus vannamei (Pacific white shrimp) is the source of this 966-nucleotide messenger RNA. Lineage: Eukaryota; Metazoa; Arthropoda; Malacostraca; Decapoda; Penaeidae. The record is from RefSeq and is a predicted model, not a curated record.